UUGAAUUUUGAAGUUUGCGCUCUCACUCUCUCCUUCAUUCUAUCUUGUUUGCUUUUAACCUUCCAAGAUCUUUCCAAACGUGUACCACAAGUUUGAAUUUGCAUUUGCGAUUCCCAACCUUUAUCGCAGAAUCAUCAGUCAUUUGCAGAUAUGGCGUCUGGUUACAUUGCACGUUUCAUCUUCUUCGUGAUUUUGAUUUCUUUGGCAGAUUCCUCACAUGUGAAGGACCUACACAAGACCUUGAACUACUCACCGGUGCUCCAAGGAUGGAAAGGAGUUGGAGGCUUGCUCCACAAUCUACAAAACUUGCAACAUCUUGAUGUCUGCUCUAACAACAUAGUGGGUGUGAUACCAAUACCAUUCCGUCUGCCUCCCAAUGCCACACAUAUGAACAUGGCUUGCUGCAUCUAUUUGUGCAAAAAUAUCCGUCAGUCAUUAUCAACAACGAAGAAACUAAGGCAUCUGAAUUUAAGUCACACUUUCUUAUUUGGACCCAUUGGCAAUGUGUUCACUGGCUUAGAUAACCUGGAAGAAAUUGAUGUCAGCUCUCACAACAUAGUGGGUGUGAUACCAAUACCAUACAGUCUGCUUCCCAAUUCCACUCAUAUGAACAUGGCUUGCUGCAUCUAUUUGAGCAAAAAUAUCUCCCAUUCUUUAUCAACAACGAAGAAACUAAGGCAUCUGAAUUUAAGCCACAAUUUCUUGUUUGGACUCGUUGGCAAUGUGUUCACUGGCUUAGAUAACCUGGAAAAAAUGAACAUUCAACAGAAUCUGUUUAGUGGUAUUCUUCCAGAAAAUGUCCAGACCAUACCAAACUUAUGGAUUGGAGGGAGUAAGUUAUAUCCAUUGGGUGACUCUCCUCUCUGGGAAUUUCCUUUUGAAUAUGUUAUAGUUGAGCACAGUAGCAGUUGCCCACACACAACUCAGGCAAAUGCCAAUGAAAACUUUGUGAGAAAACAUGAGAAGAUCCCCAUGGGUCGUGGAGGAAUAGCUUUUAUGGUUGACGGAGGAACAUUAUUGGCAAAAGGAUUCACCUUAUUAUUGGAAACAGGAUUCGCCUUCUUCAUUCUAAUUCAUUUUAAUAAAUUGCUGUUGAGGCUGAGGAGCUUUGGAAGCAGUCAUAUUACACUGGUGUCUCAUCCUGUUUAUGCAGCCGAAGAUGAUCAAGUUAGAAUGUAUUUGAACAAGAGAUCAAGCCAUACAAAGUUACUCAUGCUAAAGGCUAUGCAGCAAGGUCGUCGUAAAAAACGAAAGACAACCAAGGCAGAAAGUAGUGGAGGAAGAAGUGCUGAAAACACACCAGCUGUGCCAAGAAAAAAGGCAGUUUUAAUUGGGGUGAUGUAUUACAAGUUUGGAGAAGAUAGACUGUUGCAUACCUUAGAUGAAGUCGAAGGGAUGAAAACAAUUUUAAUGGAAAACUUCAAUUUCAUAGACCAAGAUAUCACGAUACUGUGUGACACCAACAAGUAUACGCAUCCAACAAAAGUGGCAAUUCAAAGACAACUAACAUUGUUAGUUGAAGAAGCUAAUGCACAAGAUAUACUUUUUGUGUAUAUAGCGGGACAUUCCAUUGAGUUUGAAGUUGAUAAAUUUGGAAUUUGGACUUCCGAUUCUAAAUUUAUAACGGAUCAUUUUUUGUCUACAAAAUUCAUGCCGAAAGUGCCGCUGGAAGCGACACUAACAGUGAUGAUCAACACUUGCUUUGCCGGGAAUUUUAUGAAAGGUGCAAUACAAAGCGUAAACGUGGUAGUCUUUCCACUUAGUGAAUCUCAUGAAGUCACCUUCGAUGGACAUAUAUAUUAUGAAGUUCUCAGUGGAAUACUCGAAGGAGAAACUUCAACCAACAUCAAGGUUUAUAGACAACUUAAGAAGGCUGUGUGUGCUUUAGUUAUAAUGGGAUAUGAUGGUCUUCCAGUCUACUGCCCAGAAAGAACUACUAGAACCAGAAACAUCAUAUACCAACCAAUUAACGGUGUCACUCACAGAUAUUCCCACUCCACGUAAGCGGCAACAAUACGGGAUGUUUUGGAUCUUUGUCCAAUAAUUAGUACCGAAAGUAUGGGUAUUAAUGUUAAUUUGUCUAUUAAUAUCCAAAGAAACAGCGACAAUCUUAUAGUUAUCGGUGAAACGAUGAUACACUAGGGUAUAAUUGGUUUGUAAAUAGUGAUUUAGUGGUGGGUUUUCCAAAGGAGGCAAUAACUUAAACUUUCUAAUGGAAGGGUUAAAUAAAAGAGCUGACGAUUCAUCAAUCCCAAAACAGAAGAUGCCGUGACGGUAGGAAACUCCCCCAAAACUGCGUCCUCUAUUAGGAGUCAGAGGGUAGUUUAGGGGCGUAGCAGUAAUAGUGGAAAGGUUGUUGUUGAAAAUAGAAGAGAUUAAAAUAUCAGAUAGAAGGAACUCACGUGAGGCGGAGGGUCUAGGAGUUAGGAUGAGGUGGAGGCGGUCGUGAAUUGUGGUUGACAAGCGAAAGUGCUUCUUUUGAAAUUCGGAAUCAUGAGAGAUGAGAUAAUUCCAUGACUUGCAGACGCAACAGAAUUGGAGGAGGAAUUUCACAGGGAUCCAACAUAGAAUUUCUGUAACAAGAUCGAACGGAAGUGACGGCGCGUCAAUUGAAUUGUCUGGAGUUGUGGAUGAGGAAGAGAUUUGUG
Molecule: messenger RNA, 2648 nt
Organism: Trifolium pratense (red clover)
Lineage: Eukaryota; Viridiplantae; Streptophyta; Magnoliopsida; Fabales; Fabaceae
Product: protein STRUBBELIG-RECEPTOR FAMILY 2-like
Exons: 12
Coding region: 151-2004 (617 amino acids)
Biological process (GO): proteolysis
Cellular component (GO): plasma membrane
Molecular function (GO): protein binding; cysteine-type endopeptidase activity
Source: RefSeq, a predicted model, not a curated record